AUGAGAGAUCUUGUCUUCAUCAAGGCCAACUCCCAACUUGAACAAAAGAGAAUGAACAAAGACAGGGAUCCACUUGUGGACAGAACACAUGCAGAUGUUGUGGAAGAUGAAGAUAACGAGUGGAUCACAGGAAUUGUGCCGGUUCCAGUUGUGGAUACUGCAGAUGAACCUGAAGAAGAACCAAUACCACAACCAAGAGCAAGAGCUGCUGCAUCAAAAAGAAAUAAAGCUCGUCAGCCUAGGAAGAAGUUGCUCCCAGUUUUUCGUGAUGAUGAGCUGCAAUCUGUGGGUUCUUCUUCUGAUUCGGAUGAUGAUGCCAUGGCAGCAAGUUCAUCUGAUUCUGAUUGA
Messenger RNA from Triticum turgidum subsp. durum (durum wheat), 348 nucleotides. NCBI's taxonomy places the organism in Eukaryota, Viridiplantae, Streptophyta, Magnoliopsida, Poales, Poaceae. The record is from the annotation of a GenBank genome assembly.